Diversispora eburnea is the source of this 226-nucleotide messenger RNA. The record is from the annotation of a GenBank genome assembly. NCBI's taxonomy places the organism in Eukaryota, Fungi, Glomeromycota, Glomeromycetes, Diversisporales, Diversisporaceae.
AUGGAUUCAUUGUUUGAAGAUGUGACAGCUGUAUUAUUUUUAGUAGCUAUUAGUAGAUAUGAUCAAUGUCUGGUAGAAGAUAGAGAUGCUAAUCAAAUGCAAGAAGCAUUAAUGUUAUUUGAUUCAAUAAGUAAUUCGCAAUGUGAUAAUAAUAAAGAAAUAUAUUCACAUUUCACUGAUACUACUGAUACAAAUCAAUUAAGGCAUAUAAUGGGUAGCGUUACAG